Messenger RNA from Calidris pugnax (ruff), 3110 nucleotides. RefSeq names its product phosphofructokinase, platelet (gene PFKP). The transcript is spliced from 23 exons. Bases 365 to 2725 code for a protein of 786 amino acids. Gene Ontology annotation, biological process: fructose 6-phosphate metabolic process; canonical glycolysis; fructose 1,6-bisphosphate metabolic process. The record is from RefSeq and is a predicted model, not a curated record. Lineage: Eukaryota; Metazoa; Chordata; Aves; Charadriiformes; Scolopacidae. Gene Ontology annotation, molecular function: ATP binding; identical protein binding; 6-phosphofructokinase activity. Gene Ontology annotation, cellular component: cytoplasm; 6-phosphofructokinase complex; membrane.
CGGGAGCGGGGAGAGGAAGCGGCGGCGGCGGGGGGUGCGGCGGGCGGUUGGCGGCGAUGUGAGCGCUGCAUCUCUCCUCACUGCUUCUUCAGGCUCUUUUUCUCCGGAGUUUUUCACACGGCCGCCCCCUCCCCUCGGUUUUUUUUUUUCUUCUAUAGAAAUAUACCUGUCUGUAAACACACGCCUACACUGCUUUUUGAGGUUUAGUGGUUUGGUUUUUUCGGAGGGUGCUCUUUUUCCCGCAGAGGCCAAAUACUCGAUCCGGCGGAGCGUGUACCUUGGGUAGCAGGGCAGAGCCCCGCGGCCAGGGGCUCCCUCAGGCACCUCGCUCCGUCUCGCCCGCCGGUGCCACCCCCGCAGCGCCAUGGAUCACCAACCCAAGUUCUUCGAGAACCUGUCGGGCACCGGGAAGGCCAUCGGGGUGCUGACCAGCGGCGGCGAUGCCCAAGGUAUGAAUGCUGCUGUGCGCGCAGUAGUACGCAUGGGAAUCUAUGUAAAAGCCAAAGUGUAUUUUGUUUAUGAGGGUUACCAGGGAAUGGUUGAUGGAGGUGAUAAUAUUGUAGAAGUUUCAUGGGAAAGUGUUUCAAGUAUCCUGCAAGUGGGAGGUACAGUUAUUGGUAGUGCACGCUGCAAAUCUUUUCGUACCCGUGAGGGCCGCCUGCAGGCAGCCUUCAACUUGGUUCAGAGAGGAAUCACUAAUCUUUGUGUGAUUGGCGGCGAUGGUAGCUUAACUGGUGCCAAUCUCUUCCGUGAGGAAUGGAGUGGACUUCUGGAAGAACUGGCACAGAAAGGAAAGAUUGAUGAAGAUGCUGUUAAGAAAUAUGCCUACCUAAAUAUUGUGGGAAUGGUUGGAUCCAUAGACAAUGACUUCUGUGGCACUGAUAUGACCAUAGGUACUGACUCAGCCUUGCACAGAAUCAUUGAAGUUGUGGAUGCCAUCAUGACCACUGCUCAAAGUCAUCAGAGGACAUUUGUUCUGGAGGUUAUGGGGAGACACUGUGGGUAUCUAGCUCUUGUUAGUGCCUUAGCCUGUGGUGCAGACUGGGUAUUUAUUCCUGAAUACCCACCAGAAGAAGGAUGGGAAGAUUCAAUGUGUGUUAAGCUUUCAGAGAAUCGUGCACGAAAGAAAAGGCUGAAUAUUAUUAUUGUAGCUGAAGGAGCUAUUGAUUGCCACAACAAACCUAUAACGUCAGAGAAGGUUAAGGAUCUUGUGGUUCAGCGGCUGGGUUUUGACACCCGGGUAACUAUCUUGGGUCAUGUGCAAAGAGGUGGAACGCCUUCAGCUUUUGACAGAAUUUUGGCAAGUCGUAUGGGUGUGGAAGCUGUGCUUGCCCUUUUAGAAGCUACUCCAGCUACCCCUGCCUGUGUCGUGUCCCUGUCUGGAAACCAGGCUGUCCGCCUGCCUCUGAUGGAGUGUGUGCAGAUGACUCAAGAAGUCCAGAAAGCCAUGGAUGAGGGAAGAUUCGUUGAAGCUGUGAGGCUUCGUGGAAGGAGCUUUGAAAACAACCUUAACACCUACAAAUUACUGUCGCACAAAAGACCAGAUGCCGAGCUUCCAAAGACUAAUUUUAAUGUGGCAGUUUUAAAUGUUGGUGCCCCUGCAGCUGGAAUGAAUGCUGCAGUGAGGGCUGCAGUGAGAGUUGGCAUCACUGAAGGCCAUAAAAUGUUUGCUGUCAUUGAUGGAUUUGAAGGUUUUGCCAGAGGGAAGAUAAAGGAGAUCAGCUGGGGAGAUGUUGGAGGCUGGACUGGUCAAGGAGGGUCAAUUCUUGGUACAAAACGUACUCUUCCUGCAAAAUAUUUGGAGAAGAUUGCUGACCAGAUGCGCACUAACAACAUUAACGCCCUUAUGGUUAUUGGUGGAUUUGAGGCCUAUGAAAGUUGUCUGCAGCUACACGAGGCACGUUCCCGCUUUGAGGAGUUUUGUGUACCUAUCUGUGUGUUGCCAGCUACUAUUAGCAACAAUGUGCCAGGCACAGACUUUAGCAUUGGUGCUGACACUGCCUUGAAUGCUAUUGUGGAGACCUGUGAUCGCAUCAAACAGUCGGCCAGCGGUACCAAGCGUCGUGUGUUCAUCAUUGAGACCAUGGGUGGUUACUGUGGUUAUCUGGCCAACAUGGGGGCGCUCGCGGCAGGAGCUGAUGCUGCUUACAUCUUUGAAGAGCAGUUUGAUAUUCGAGAGCUUCAGGCCAAUGUGGAACACUUGACUGAAAAAAUGAAAACCAGUAUCCAGCGUGGUCUAGUGCUGAGAAAUGAGAACUGCAAUGAGAACUACACAACUGACUUCAUUUAUCAGCUGUAUUCUGAAGAAGGAAAAGGAGUGUUUGACUGUCGAAAAAAUGUAUUGGGCCACAUGCAGCAGGGUGGUGCACCUUCACCAUUUGAUAGAAACUUCGGGACAAAAAUCUCUGCAAAAGCCAUGCAGUGGAUCUCCAAAAAACUGAAAGAAACCUACCGAAAAGAAGAAGGAAAAGUAUUUGCCAAUACCGAUGACUCGGUGUGUUUGCUGGGAAUGCGGAGACGCAACCUUGUGUUCCAACCUGUGGCUGAGCUGAAGACUGAAACAGACUUUGUCCACAGGAUUCCCAAGGAGCAGUGGUGGCUGAAGCUGCGCCCACUGAUGAAAAUCCUGGCCAAGUACAAGACCAGCUACGAUGUCUCAGACUCAGGGCAGCUGGAGCACGUCGCCAUGCACAGCCCAAAGGAAGCAGAGACCGGAGCCAUCUAAAGACAUCACUUUUAGAUCCUUGUACUAGAUGCACAUUGUGGGUAACAAUGCUUUAGAAUCGUUACAGCUCUGUUUUGUAACAUUUAAAUUAUUGUACCAGCACUUUAUGUGAAACGAGACGUUCAGAUGUCACAGAGAUUUUGUCCUGUAUUUGUGUUAUGUUUGAAACAAACCCUAGCAGCCAGUAGGUUAAGCACCAGUUACUGCUACUACCCAUUAACAGAAAGUGCAACACCCGUUCUAUGCACUCUGUAAGUUACUCAUCUACUGCACUUUGUUUCGGAGUACUUACACCCAAAAAUAAGUGUAGCUGCCUAGCUUUGUGUUGAGUUACAGAAUGUGCUUAAUGUAUCUGAAGUGAAAUAAAGUACUGUUGCAAACAUCA